UAGGGCGGGGCUUUCUGCCGAGAAGGAAAACAAUCUCUGACGUCACCGAGGAAGGCCCCGCCCUCAGAGAAGGCCUCACGGGACCCGGAAGGAAGGCCUAGCUGGCUGGAUCAGGCCUUUGGGCCGGGCUUGGCCUGCGUCUUGCUGAAGGGCGAUGGAGCCCGGAGGCCCGGCAGCAGCAGCAGCAGGGUCGCAGUGCGCAGGCGCCGCCCGCAGGCCCCGCUCCCUUGGGACCGCGAGAGCCCCCCUCUGACAGGCGCUUUGUCCCAGUGCCCCGCUGGCUUAGCUUCCGGGUCAUUCUGGGACAUCCAUCCCCGCAGAUUGCCCCGAAGAAACGAAUAGGGCGCCUGUCCCUUUAAGGCCGCUCAGGCUCCCUCUUGAGUGGCGGCAGGUGGCCCCUCCCUCCCUCCCUCCCUCCCUCCAGGUCCACCUGCGCGUCAUGCGCCCGGGCGCGCCGGCGUCGUGUUGCCCUCUGCCUCUGCCUGGGGAAGGGUCCAGCUCCCCGGGACGGAGGCCCGCUUCCUAGAAGGCCUGGGACUGGUGGGCGCCUUCCAGGAACAUUGCGCAACCCGGAGCCAGGCAGCGCCUUGGUCCGGUGGAUGGGCCGCCCGGCGGCAGAGAGGCGGCGCUCCCCCUGGGAUGAGCAGGUGGCCCUCGGGAGAGAGAAACAGACAGAAGAGGACGCCGAGGAGAGAGCCGAGGAGGGGGUCCCCCCUGGCUGCCGUCGAGCGACCCACAGGGUCCGUGGGGGGCCGGAGCCCCAUUCGCCCCCAUGGCUGUGAGCCAGGAACACUAUGGCGACUACCAUCGCCUGCCGGAUUACGAAGACGACUCUCCCCCGGAGGAAGAGGAGGAGCUGCUGAUCCACGUCACGGAGGGGCUGAAGGAUUCCUGGCAUCACAUCAAAAACCUGGACAACUUCUUCACCAAGAUCUACCACUUCCACCAGAAGAACGGCUUCGCCUGCAUGAUGCUCUCCGACGUCUUUGAGCUGGUGCAGUUCCUGUUUGUGGUGGCCUUCACCACCUUCCUGCUCUGCUGCGUGGAGUACGACGUCCUCUUUGCCAACCGGCCCCUCAAUCACACUCAGCUGGACAGGAACAAAGUCACGCUGCCGGACGCCAUCCUGCCCACCGCCCAGUGCACCCAGAGGAUCCGGUCCAGCGGCUGGCUCAUCUUCCUGCUGGCCAUGGCGGCCGUCUUCUGGCUCUACCGCCUGGUCAAGGUGCUCUGCAGCCUCCUGGGCUACUGGGAGAUCCGCGCCUUCUACACCAAGGCCCUCAAGAUCCCCUCGGCGGAGCUGUGCAACUGCAGCUGGCAAGAGGUGCAGUCGCGGCUGAUCUCGCUGCAGCGGGAGCAGCAGAUGUGCGUGCACAAGCGGGAGCUGUCCGAGCUGGACAUCCACCACCGCAUCCUGCGCUUCAAGAACUACCUGGUGGCCCUGGUCAACAAGGGCCUGCUGCCCCUGCGCUUCCGGCUGCCGCUCCUGGGCCGCGGGGUCUUCCUCACGCAGGGCCUCAAGUACAACCUGGAGCUGCUCUUCUUCUGGGGGCCCGGCUCCCUCUUCCAGGGCAAGUGGAACCUGCAGCCCCAGUACAAGCGGGCGGGGGCCCGGCUGGAGCUGGCCCGCCGCCUCUCCCGCGCCAUGCUGCUCCUGGGCCUGGCCAACCUGCUGCUCUGCCCCUUCGUCCUGGUCUGGCAGGGCCUCUACGCCUUCUUCAGCUACACCGAGGUGCUCAAGCGGGAGCCCGGCAGCCUGGGCGCCCGGCGCUGGUCCCUCUACGGCCGCCUCUACCUGCGCCACUUCAACGAGCUGGACCACGAGCUGCAGGCCCGCCUCGGCCGCGGCUACAAGCCGGCCUCCAAGUACAUGAACUCCUUCGCCAGCCCCCUGCUCACCGCCCUGGCCAAGAACGUGGCCUUCUUCGCCGGCUCCAUCCUGGCCGUCCUCAUCGCCCUGACCGUCUACGACGAGGACGUCCUCACCGUCCAGCACAUCCUCACCGCCAUCACCCUCCUCGGCCUCGUCGUCACCGUGGCCAGGUCUUUCAUCCCGGACGAGCAUCUGGUCUGGUGUCCGGAGCAGUUGCUGCAGUGCGUCUUGGCCCAUAUCCACUACAUCCCGGACCACUGGCAAGGCAACGCGCACAAGUCGGAGACACGCGAGGAACUCUCCCAGCUGUUCCAGUACAAGGCCGUGUUCAUCUUGGAGGAGCUGCUGAGCCCCAUUGUGACCCCCUUCCUGCUCAUCUUCCCCCUCCGCGCCCGGGCCCUCGACAUCAUCGACUUCUUCCGCAACUUCUCUGUGGAGGUGGUGGGCGUCGGGGACAUCUGCUCCUUCGCCCAGUUGGACAUCCGCAACCACGGCAACCCCCAGUGGCUCUCCCAGGGCCAGACGGAGGCCUCGGUGCAGCAGCAGGCGGAGAACGGCAAGACGGAGCUCUCCCUGGUCCACUUUGCCAUCUCCAACCCCCGCUGGCAGCCGCCCCCGGAGAGCUCCCUCUUCAUCGGCCACCUCAAGGAGAAGGUGCAGCAGGACGCGGCCCAGGCGCCCCCCGCCCAGCGCCUCCUGGCCGAAGCCCCCCUGGGCGCCUCCUUGCUCUCCGACGAGGGUCUCGGCGCCGUGCCGGAUGCCCUCCUGGCCAGCGUCUUGGCCCACCCGGUCCUCUCAGCGGCCAGCGUGGCCUCCCACUCGGAGCGGCGGCUCUUCGCUCACCCGGGCAGCACAGCCGGGGCGGCCGCCAGUGUCCUGGCCUCCCUCUCCUGCUCACAGCUGCACCGCCGGAGCAGCGCUCCCCCGGCCGAGAACUCGGUCUUCCGCAGCGACAGCACUGUUCUCGGGGGCCGCGUCGCCCCGCCUGAGGCCCGCCAAGGGCCACUAUCCCGCUCCGUGGCGCUGUCUGAGUUUGCCUCGGCCGAGAUGAGCCUCCACGCCAUUUACAUGCACGAGCUCCGGCACCAACAGCACCAUCGGCCCCGAGAGGAAGGGUCUCCCCACAGCCCUCCUCAAGAUUCUGCUGAAGCAGGUGGAGGCACCAGGGCCUCGCAGCACAUGGAUCGGGGCCUGGGGGGCUGGCCGGAAGAGGAGGCGCCUCGGAGCCAGCGGCCAGAGAGAGAGAAGAGCUAGCGCCUGCCGCCGGGGACCGACCUUCCUUCUCUUAGCAAAGUUUCUGGACUGGCCACUCCAUGGUGCUGAGAUGAUUCCUCCUCCGCCAUGAAUGGGGCCGGAAGAUGACCGUCGCGGACAUUGGCCUGGAAGAGGCCUUGGCGGAGUGGCCUCGCUGGCAGUGUGUGCCCGUCUCGCUCGGGGUGAAUAAGCUAUGGGCCGGACUGGGCCCUGCCUGGUGCUACUUGUAUUUAAAGGGUCCCUGCAAUGGACAGAGGAGCCUUGGGAGGAGGCGGGGCUGACCCACUCCCCUGGCUCCGCCCCCACUGCCCCCCCAGCCUGUGCUUCCCCCUGCUGCUAAGUAGGAGCCCAGCCCCCUCCUCCCCCCCCCCCCACAAAGCGGCUCUGAUGGGAGCAUUGGGGAGAUGGAGGGGGGGUUGGGAUGGUGCAUUUCCGUGGGAUGCCGCUCCCAUCUCAGGACAGACAAUAAAUGUUUACAGGUGCGGCCA
Messenger RNA from Anolis carolinensis (green anole), 3615 nucleotides. It is a transcript of the gene atg9b, whose product is annotated as autophagy related 9B. The record is from RefSeq and is a predicted model, not a curated record. Bases 773 to 3127 code for a protein of 784 amino acids. Lineage: Eukaryota; Metazoa; Chordata; Lepidosauria; Squamata; Anolidae. Gene Ontology annotation, cellular component: phagophore assembly site; autophagosome. Gene Ontology annotation, biological process: autophagy of mitochondrion; nucleophagy; protein localization to phagophore assembly site. The transcript has 16 exons.